Anopheles merus is the source of this 590-nucleotide messenger RNA. RefSeq names its product MIP18 family protein galla-2 (gene galla-2). Gene Ontology annotation, biological process: iron-sulfur cluster assembly. The record is from RefSeq and is a predicted model, not a curated record. NCBI's taxonomy places the organism in Eukaryota, Metazoa, Arthropoda, Insecta, Diptera, Culicidae. The coding region runs from base 93 to 563 and encodes 156 amino acids. The transcript is spliced from 2 exons. Gene Ontology annotation, cellular component: cytosolic [4Fe-4S] assembly targeting complex.
GGUUCGCUGAAUCGGGAAGAAAAACAAUAGCGCAGUAAAUAUCGGCAAAUUUACUCGGGACAGGCAGAAACUGCACUGUAAAUAUAACAAGAAUGACCGAGCUGGAGAAUGUAAAUCCAAAUGUGUACAAAAAGAGUGAGGAUCGAAAGCUCACGAAAGAGGACGAGGACGAGGAUGUGGUGGAUCCGUUCGAUGAGCGGGAAAUCUUCGACAUAAUCCGCAACAUCAACGAUCCGGAACAUCCUCUCACGCUGGAAGAACUGCACGUCCUGGAGCAGAGUCUCAUCACGGUGGAUAAUGAGAAGAACAUCGUCAACAUCCUGUUCACACCGACCAUCCCACACUGCAGCAUGGCAACGCUGAUCGGUCUCUCGAUACGGGUGAAACUUCUCCGGGCGCUGCCUCCGCGCUUCAAGGUGUCGGUAGAGAUCAACCCCGGCACGCACGCAUCCGAGCACGCGGUGAACAAGCAGCUGACCGACAAGGAACGUGUGGCGGCCGCACUGGAAAACACGCACCUGAUGGAGGUUAUCAAUCAGUGUAUUGGAACGCCGUUGAAAUAAACCGAACCGCGGGCCCUUUUCCUCCAA